Messenger RNA from Amblyraja radiata (thorny skate), 1950 nucleotides. Its product is annotated as zinc finger protein 84-like. The coding region runs from base 16 to 1719 and encodes 567 amino acids. The record is from RefSeq and is a predicted model, not a curated record. Gene Ontology annotation, molecular function: DNA-binding transcription factor activity, RNA polymerase II-specific; RNA polymerase II cis-regulatory region sequence-specific DNA binding. NCBI's taxonomy places the organism in Eukaryota, Metazoa, Chordata, Chondrichthyes, Rajiformes, Rajidae. Gene Ontology annotation, biological process: embryo development; regulation of transcription by RNA polymerase II. Gene Ontology annotation, cellular component: nucleus. The transcript is spliced from 3 exons.
AGUGCGGGGAAUCCGAUGAUUGUCCCGGCUGCCAAUGAGAGCGGCGAGGGGGCGGGCCCGGUACCAGCCAGCUCGUUGUCGGUGAGGCUAGUGUCUCUUUGUCUGAAGCCCUGGAGGAGCCGAGCCGAUUCGGGUCGGGUAGCCGCGUCCCUUCUGCAUCGCACGGACAUUUUAUUUCCUCGCACAACGUGCAUUGCAAUUUGCAAAGAAAAUAGAUCGGGAGUUUUAUUGCAAUCUGCGAAGAAAUCUGCAGCCUGCGGUCGUCGGCGGCGGCGGGGAGAAGUGUCACCGGGACGGAGGAUCGGCGAGAAGGCGGCGCGGGCCGGUGAAGGAGGCCAUUCACCGGGGAUGGAAGGCGGCGGUGGAGGUGGAGGUGGAGGGGAAGGAGUCGGAGGCAAAGGAGGAGUCGGUGGCGGCGGCAACAACACCAACACCAACAACAACAAGAAAGGCUCGAAGGCGGUGGCCACGGCGGCCCAGCCAGGGAAGGAAAAGAGCACGCAGAUCAAGGAGAAGCCCUUCAAGUGCGGAGACUGCGGGAAGGGCUUUGCCACCCAGUCGGAGCUGGAGAGUCACCGGAAAUGUCACACGGGCGUGCGGCCCUACGCCUGCGUGGUGUGCGGCAAGGGCUUCUCCCGCUCCUCCGACCUGCGGGUGCACCAGCGGGUCCACACCGGCGAGCGCCCCUUCACCUGCCCCGUGUGUGACAAGAGCUUCACCCGCUCCUCCCACCUGCUCACCCACCAGCGGGUCCACACGGGCGAGCGGCCCUACAGCUGUUCCGUCUGCGGCAAGGGCUUCACCCAGCUCUCCAACCGGCUGCGGCACCAGCGGCUCCACACCGGCGAGCGCCCCUUCUCCUGCCCCGUCUGCCGCAAGGGCUUCACCGACUCGUCCACCCUGCUGCGCCACCGGCGGCUCCACACCGAGGAGCGGCCCUUCGUCUGCUCGCUGUGCGGCAAGGGCUUCACCCGCUCGCCCCACCUGCUCACCCACCAGCGGGUCCACACCGGCGAGCGCCCCUUCGCCUGCUCCAUCUGCGGCCGCAAGUUCACCCAAUCGUCCCACCUGCUCACCCACCAGCACAGCCACAGCGGCGAGCGGCCCUUCCGCUGUUCCAUCUGCGGCCGCGGCUUCGCCCAGCUCUCGCUGCUCCUCGCCCACCAGCACGUCCACGCCGAGAACAACCCCGUCCACUACCCUGACGAGGAGGCGGAGGCGGCAGAGGAGGAGGGAGGGACGGUCGGCGGCGGAGAAGCAGGCGGCGAAGGAGGAGGAGGAGGAGGAGGAGGAGGAGGAGCAGGAGGAGGAGGAGGAGGAGGAGGAGGAGGAGGAGGAGGAGGAGGGUCACUGGUGACGGGGUUGCCCGGGGUCGGCACCGGCACCGACACGGCCCCGGGCGAGAUGCUGGACCCCGGGCCGGCCUCGGCCUCGCUCCUGCUGACGGGCCGCCCCUCGCGGGCCGGCGAGAGGCCCUUCAAGUGCUCCGUGUGUGCCAAAGCCUUCACCUGCCUGUCCCACCUGCUGCGGCACCUGCGCGUACACAGCGGCGAGCGCCCCUUCCAGUGCACCGUCUGCGAGAAGGGCUUCACCCAGUCCUCCUCCCUGCUCACCCAUCAGCGCAUCCACACCGGCGAGAGGCCCUUCUCCUGCUCCGAGUGCGGCAAGGGCUUCUCCCGAUCCUCCCACCUGCUGCGGCACCAACGCGUCCACGUGUGAGGGGGGAGAGAGACGGGCGCUGGGGGAGAGGGGGAGGCGGAGAGAGAGAGAGAGAUAGAGAGCGGAGAGGAACUGGCCUGAUUCCUACUCCUGCUCGCUUCCCCCCGUCACUCCCGCACCACAACACCCCUCUCUGCACCUCCCCCUCUCCUCUGCCCUCUCUCUUCCUCUCCCUUCCUCGCCCCCUCUCCUCUACCAUCACCCUCUCACUUCCCCCGCUCUCCCCCUCUA